ACAAAACAGCAGCAACGAUACCAGUCGAUCCGUCCGUUUAACCUUAUCAUCCGUCAAAGCACAUUCGUAUACCUUGAUAAAUUACACAGAAAUGGCCGCGACCGAGCCACGUUUGUCGCAACUACCAUUCAUCAACUGCAGCAACGACGACAAACCCGACGGAUCAAAGUCCGAAGCUCAGCAGAGGAAACCGAUCUCUGUUGCGAUCCCGAAACACAAGGCGCAUGGCAUUCUGAAUAUUCCGUCGUCGCUCGUUACCCCGCCCGUAUCACGAACAGCCUCCUCCUUCGACCUUCCCCAUAUCUCCCCGCCAAACAAACAAUCCGCAUCAUCCAAAGCCGCACAAGCACAUCUCCCGCCGCAGAAGUUACCACCGUUGCCGAAUGUGACCUGUGUUGUCCGCGCGCGAAUCCCGACAACGAGCGGUACGGAGAUAUUCCUCCAUUUGUACCAGAAUGAUUCGGAUAACAAGGAACAUCUCGCCAUCGUCUUCGGAAACCGGAUCCGUUCGAGGAGCUUGGAUGAGGUUAGGGAGGGUGAGACGGAGAUGGAUAGGAUGAUUCGAGGAGCGUAUACGGGGAAACUGUACCCCGGGCGGACGUCGUCGACAGAAGAGCAAGAAGCGGCGGAGGCUGCGGCAAAGGAGGAAGAGAAGAGCGAGACACCGUUGGUGAGAAUUCAUAGUGAAUGUUAUACGGGUGAGACCGCAUGGUCUGCACGCUGUGAUUGUGGUGAGCAACUUGAUGAGGCGGCGAGGUUGAUGGGGUUGGAGGGGGAGGGAGUCAUUGUAUACCUGAGACAGGAAGGACGUGGUAUUGGAUUGUCCGAGAAGUUGAAGGCCUACAAUCUCCAAGAUCUCGGCAACGACACCGUUGAAGCGAAUCUUUUGCUCCGUCAUCCUGCUGAUGCGAGAACAUAUGGCCUCGCGACGGCGAUUCUGUGUGAUCUGGAUUGUAACCACGUCCGUCUACUCACCAACAACCCCGAUAAAGUCGCGGCUGUGGAGGGACCGAACAAGGAGGUGGAGGUCGUGUCCCGUGUUGCGAUGGUACCGAAACACUGGCGUGGUGAGGAAGGCGGAGUGAAGGGCAAGGAAGUUGGAGACUAUCUGAGGACGAAGAUAGAGAAGAUGGGUCACAUGCUUGGGAUGCCUGAGCAGUAGGAUGUGGGAUCGACGCAGUUUUGGAUUUUGGAUAUCUAAGAUGGAAAAGGAAAGGGACU
Molecule: messenger RNA, 1221 nt
Organism: Saitoella complicata NRRL Y-17804
Lineage: Eukaryota; Fungi; Ascomycota; Saitoellomycetes; Saitoellales; Saitoellaceae
Product: GTP cyclohydrolase II
Exons: 2
Coding region: 92-1162 (356 amino acids)
Biological process (GO): riboflavin biosynthetic process
Molecular function (GO): GTP cyclohydrolase II activity
Source: RefSeq, a predicted model, not a curated record